AUGCGUGCUUCAACACUAGCUCUCGGCGCAGCCCUGCUUGCUGCCUCGACCGUUUUGUCCCAAAGCGACCAACCGAGCUGCGGUCUCGACCAGAAAUGUCCCGAGGAUGCUCCCUGCUGUUCCAUGUACGGGCAAUGCGGUGUCGGCGCGUACUGCCUUGGCGGCUGUGACCCCCGGUCAUCCUUCUCCAUCGACUCUUGCAUGCCCGCUCCCGUCUGUGAGGACCGCAAGAUGAAGAUGAACGGCCUCGAUCGCAUCCGUGAUAUCAGCAGAUACCUCGGAGACCCGAGCGAGGCCGACUGGGUGUCGCAGGGCGAACCUGUCAUCACCCAGGGCAACGUCCUCCUGACCAUGCCCCGGGGCAGUGUCGGUACCGUUCUCUCCUCUACCGUCUACAUGUGGUACGGCAAUGUCAAGGCCAGGAUGAGGACUUCGCGCGGCCGCGGCGUCAUCACCGCCUUCAUCCUUUUCAGCGACGUCCAGGACGAGAUUGAUUACGAAUGGGUUGGCGUGGACCUGCAAACGGCCCAAACCAAUUACUAUUUCCAAGGCAUUCCUGAUUACACGCAAUCUCAAAAUAUUACCCAGUCCGACUCGUUCCGCAACUGGCAUGAGUAUGAGAUCAACUGGACGCCGGAUGAGAUUUCCUGGAUUGUAGACGGCGAAGUCGAGCGGACGAAGAAACGAGCCGACACGUGGAACGCGACUUCCCAGAACUUUGCAUUCCCCCAGACUCCGGCUCGUGUCAUGCUUUCCAUCUGGCCCGGUGGCCUCGAGAGCAACGCCCAAGGCACUAUUGACUGGGCAGGCGGCGUCAUGGACUGGGAGCACCCUGACAUUACAGAAGGGCCUGGUUACUUCUAUGCCGCUGUCAGCGAUGUUGAGAUGACAUGCUACGGCGCCGACAGCCCUCCUGGCACGAACAAUGGCCGCAGCUAUACCUACACCAGCACGAGGGGCACUAACGACACCGUCGUUGAUGGUGACGAACGGACGACGCUGAGGAGCCUGCUGGGGACUGGACUGGACAGGGAUAGGGGCGAGGAAGAGGACGAGGACGGGGACGAGCCGACAUCUACCAGAUCCGGUUCCUCUUCCUCUCCCACCCCAACCCGCCGCCCCAACUCGAUUCCCGGAGGCGGCUCCAUCCCGGGUGUCACGGUUCCUGGCUCAGAUGAGGAGGAUAACAACAGCGGUAACAACAACGGCGGCGGUGGUAGCGGCGGUGGUGACAAUGGCGGCGACGGCGGGGUUCCGGGCGGUGGCGACGCCGGGUCUGGCGGUAACGGCAACUGCGACCCGCGCCAGUUCAGCCAGGACGAGGAUGCCUGCGGGUCUGGCGGUGAGGCUUCCGGCCCGGAAGACGCGCCCAGCGCGGGUUCAUGGGGACAAGAGAAGACGAAGGAUGCGAGCGCCUUCGCUGCUCUCGUCGCAGUGGCGGGGCUGUUCUUCAUCUAA
This is a messenger RNA of Sodiomyces alkalinus F11, 1458 nucleotides long. RefSeq lists its product as hypothetical. Gene Ontology annotation, biological process: fungal-type cell wall organization; carbohydrate metabolic process. Gene Ontology annotation, molecular function: glycosyltransferase activity; hydrolase activity, hydrolyzing O-glycosyl compounds. The transcript has 3 exons. The record is from RefSeq and is a predicted model, not a curated record. Gene Ontology annotation, cellular component: fungal-type cell wall. Lineage: Eukaryota; Fungi; Ascomycota; Sordariomycetes; Glomerellales; Plectosphaerellaceae. The coding region runs from base 1 to 1458 and encodes 485 amino acids.